AUGGUUUUUGAAAAUACUCAACAAGUAUCAGAUAUUGUAGAUGUUAAAGUUCCAUCAAGAAUUUCAUUGCCAAUGAAAAUAGGUGUAGCAAUCAAACAUGAUGAAGAAUAUCACAAAACUGAUACUAUUCAUAAAAUUCGUGUACCUAGUCAAAUUGAUAUGCCAAAUAAUUCUGAACAUCAGUCAUCACCAUUAACAAUAGUCGGAAAUGUUGAGAAAUAUUCAAUUAUUCAAAGAAAAUCUAAAGAUCGAAAAAUUGCUACCUCAACACAACGAUCUAUUCCUCAAUCGAAACGAGAAUAUGGAGAAGUUUAUAUUCGACAUCGAGUAAAAUCUUUUAUAUUCAAUAUUUGA
Rotaria sp. Silwood1 is the source of this 354-nucleotide messenger RNA. Lineage: Eukaryota; Metazoa; Rotifera; Eurotatoria; Philodinida; Philodinidae. The record is from the annotation of a GenBank genome assembly.